AGCAAGUUCCGGGCGAUAAUUUCUCCCUCACCGACUUCCAAUUCGCGGCCUCACCCCGCGCCUCUCUUCUCCCACUUUACCUCUUCUCCAAACCAAACAAAAACCCUAGACCCCAUUUCCUUCCCCAGAGCACCGCUCGACUCAUCCCUUCUUAUCGCAAAAUGGCCUUCGAAGACGACGAACACGAAAGAGUAGGAGGAGAGGAAGAAGAAGCCCAUCUCCAGUCGCUUCUCGAAGCUUCUCGAACCCCCGAGGGCCGCUCCCGCCUCGCCGGAACCCUAGCCCCCCUCCUCCUCCGCCGCCUCUCCCCCUCCUCCCCUCCCCGCAUCCUCCUCCUACGCCUCCGCCUCCUCCGCAACCUCUGCGCCGGGGACGUCGCCAACCAGGGCGCCUUCCUCGAAUCCGACGGCGCCGGCGCGGUCGCCGCCGCGAUCCUCCGGUCGCCGCCGGAUCCGACGGCGGAGAUCCGCCGGGCGGGGCUCCAGCUCCUCGGGAACGCCGCGCUCGGCGGGGAGCCCCACCGGGGCGCCGUGUGGACCCGGCUCUUCCCCGCCGGGUUCUUGGAGCUGGCCCGGGUCCGUGAACCCGGCGUUUGCGACCCCCUUUGCAUGGUGCUCGACACGUGUUGCUCCUCCGUUGGUGGGCGAGGGCGCUUGGAGGAGCUUUGUGGAACAGCGGCUGGGAUAGCUAUUAUCGUGGAGAUCGUGACCACUGCGUCUCAAGUUGGCUAUCAAGAGGAGUGGCUGGAGUGGCUUCUUUUCAAAAUCUGCGUGGAGGAGCGAAACUUCUCGAAUUUAUUCACUAAACUGAGCUUACCAGACGAUCCCGAUAGCUCUCCUCCACAUGAACUCGAAUCUGUAAAAUUCAACAUUAAGCAUGCAUUCCUCCUGGGGAUUCUUUCAAAGUGCUUGAGCGAGCGGCCGAAAGAAGUUAUUGUUUCCAACGAGUUCGCUCUUGACAUGCUGAAAAUUCUCAAGAGAGCUUCUGAAACUGUGGAUUUUGCUUCUCGAGGAAGCGCGGCUCUUCCUACCGGUUCUCCUGCUAUUGAUGUCUUGGGGUAUUCACUCCUCAUUUUGAGGGAUAUUUGUGCUUGGGAGCAUCCUUAUUCGCCUUCUUUAGACGCCCCCAUAGACUCAUUGCUCAAUGCUGGUCUUUUCGAGCUCCUUCUAACUUCCCUUCGCGAGCUCGAACCCCCGGCAAUCGUGAGAAAAUCCAUGGCGAGGGAACAAGCAAUUGAUCAAUUGACAUCUAGCCCUUCAAAUGUCUGCCCUUACAAGGGGUACAGGAGAGAUUUGGUUUCUGUCAUUGCGAAUUGCUUGCACCGAAGGAGGCGAGUUCAAGAUGAGGUCAGAAGGCAGAACGGGAUCCCGUUGCUCUUGCAGCAAUGCGUAGUCGACGAAGAUAACCCGUUGUUGAGAGAGUGGGGAUUGUUGGCGGUUAGGAACUUGCUCGAGGGGAAUGUGGAGAACCAGAAAGAAGUGGCGGAGUUCGAAAUGCAAGGGCCUGUCGUCACGCCGGAAAUCGCGCAGUUAGGGCUUAGAGUGGAGGUAGAUAAGGAAAAUCGGCGUGCAAAGCUGGUCAAUAUCAGCUGAUGUAAGUUGGAUUUGCACUUGAACUAGAGUUUUAGUGUGGCCGCUUACAAAGAUUUUAUGUUUUGUUGCUAAUUCAUGUGUGAGAUAUUUCUUUAUGUACUUUUCCUGCUCUUUUUGUGUUCGAUACGAUCAUACAAAUGACAGGUUAUCAGCCCAAUGUAUUCCAUAUGAUCAGGUAACACUAACUAUUAUGUAAUAGACUUCAUUAACAGUAUUU
Messenger RNA from Ananas comosus (pineapple), 1809 nucleotides. Its product is annotated as ataxin-10. Gene Ontology annotation, cellular component: cytosol. The transcript has 2 exons. The record is from RefSeq and is a predicted model, not a curated record. The coding region runs from base 162 to 1592 and encodes 476 amino acids. Lineage: Eukaryota; Viridiplantae; Streptophyta; Magnoliopsida; Poales; Bromeliaceae.